AUGGCAGCGUUACAAGGCCAUCACGAGGCCAUCGCUCCUCUAGGGAAUCUGAACCCCGGUUUACGUAUUCUCGUGAACGUGAAUGGUCCUAACGUUAAUGGGACUCCCAUGAAUGUGAAUAGCCUGGGGAAAGAUCCAAACUCCCCACAUAAAAUUGUUGUGAAAUGUUGCGAGGAUUUAAAGAAUUAUUCACGACAUAUUGACAAGCAAAUUGAGAAACAAACAUCAAAAGAAUUAGAGAAUAAUCAGUUGCGGCUCAAAACCUCAAUAGAGUGUGCUCAAUGGCUAGCAUUCCUAGCUUAUGCUUUUAGAGGUCAUGAUGAAAGCCUUGAUUCAAAAAAUAUAGGUAAUUUUAUUGAAUUGAUAAAAUUCACAUCAACUUUUAAUGACAAAGUAACUAGUGUUGUCUUGAAAAAUGCUCCACGAAAUGCCAAAUAUACAUCACCCACAAUUCAAAAGGAGAUUUUGCAUAUUCUUGCUAGUAAUGUACAAAAUGCUAUUCAUAGAGAAAUUUGGGAUGCAAAAUUUUGCAUUCUCAUUGAUGAAGCCCGAGAUGAGUCAAAGAGAGAGCAAAUGGCCAUUAUUUUGAGGUUUGUUGAUAAAAGUGGUUUCAUUAGAAAGCGUUUCUUUCAUGUUGUGCAUGUUAGAGAUACUACUGCGUUGACCCUAAAGAAGGAGAUAUGUGUUGUCCUUUUUCGUUACAACCUUCACAUUGAGAAUAUUCGAGGUCAAGGGUAUGAUGGAGAUAGUAAUAUGCGUGGUGAAUGGAAUGGAUUACAAGCUCUAUUUAUUAAAGAAUGUCCAUGUGCUUAUUAUGUACAUUGCACGACUCAUAGGUUACAAUUGGCUUUAGUUACAGCAUCUAAAGAAGUAAAAGUUAUUCAUCAAUUCUUUGAUCAUUUGACUAAUAUUAUCAAUAUUGUCGUUGGUUCUAGUAAGUGUAAUGAUGAAUUGCAAUAUGCUCAAGGGAACACAAAUUGA
Quercus lobata is the source of this 981-nucleotide messenger RNA. Its product is annotated as zinc finger MYM-type protein 1-like. The transcript is spliced from 2 exons. Bases 1 to 981 code for a protein of 326 amino acids. NCBI's taxonomy places the organism in Eukaryota, Viridiplantae, Streptophyta, Magnoliopsida, Fagales, Fagaceae. The record is from RefSeq and is a predicted model, not a curated record.